AUGGCUCAUACAGCAGCUCCCGGAGACUCUAGCAUAAGUGCUCUGAAGAGUUUGGGUGGUGUGACUGCAAACAUUUUCAGCCUGUCACUAGAGGGACAUAACACGUGGAAAAGAAAGCUUCUGAGGAUGGAAGACGAAACCCCCGGGGCCACCCUAAAGCCACUGGUGUUCCGAGUGGACGAGAGCACACCCAGAGUCAUGCAGAGUGUCCUCCUGGAGCAUGGGUAGGACCAGUUUGAUGAGCAGCAUCAGGAUGUGGAGGACUGGAAUCUCUACUGGAGGAUGUCCUCCUUCAGGAUGGCAGAGCAUAUCAAUGUCAAACCCUGGCAGAGGCUGAACCACCACCUGGGGAUGACCACCCUCACCAGGAAGGACUGCCUGGCCAAGAGUCUGGCACACAUGAGAAGGCUCUACGGUGAGUCCGUCUAUGAGUUCACGCCCCUGACGUUCAUCAUGCCCCGUGACUACACCAAGUUUGUGGCUGAGUACUUCAAGGAGAAGCAAAUGCUGGGUACCAAACAUACAUACUGGAUCUGCAAGUCAGCAGAGCUGUCUUGGGGGAGGGAGAUCAUCAUUUUCAGUGACAUUCAAGAUCUUAUCUUCAAGGGCAUGCAUGUGGUACAGAAAUAUAUCUGCAACCCUUUGCUCGUGGGCAGGUACAAGUGUGACCUCCGCAUCUACGUCUGCGUCACGGGCUUCAGGCCUUUGACCAUCUAUAUGUACCGCGAAGGGCUGGUGCGGUUCGCCACUGAAAAGUUUGACCUCGGGAAUCUGCAAGACACUUACGCCCAUUUGACCAACAGCAGCAUCAACCAAUCCGGAGCCUCAUAAGAGAAGAUCAAGGAGGUGGUGGGUCAAGGCUACAAGUGGACACUCAGUAGGUUCUUCCCCUACCUUCGGAACUGGGAUGUGGACGACCUGCGGUUGUGGCGGAAGAUCAACCACAUGGUGAUUCUCACGGUCCUGGCCAUGGCUCCCACGGUCCCCGCUGCCUACAACUGCUUCGAGCUCUUCGGGUUUGACAUCCUCAUUGAUGACAACCUGAAACUGUGGCUUCUGGAAGUCAACUACAGCCCUGCUUUGUCCUUGGACUGCUCCACAGAUGUCUCUGUGAAGAGAAGCCUUGUCCAUGACAUCAUUGAACUGAUUUAUUUAAACGGCCUAAGAAGUGAGGAGAAGAAGUGCGGCAGGUCUUCUCCAGGCUGCUCCAGGGUCUCCUUUGCCAGCAGUGACGGUGAGCUCUGCACAGCCUCUGAUCCCCUUCCCUGCGUGUCUCUCAUACGGUUUGCCAGCAGGACAUGCAGUGAAGCCAACUCGGCUGUACACAGAGCCACCGACAUCCGUCCCAAGCCCACGCAGACCUCCCAGCUGAGAGAGAUGAUGAACAGGCAGCACGGACCCCUGACAAGAGAAGCAGCCAAAGGCAAGCCAAGGCCCAGGGCUUGGCACACGCCUCGCAAGGCACUCUCUUCAUGUGCACCGUCAGCUCAGCCACAGCCCCACAGGACCAAGGACAAGGCUGUCCUCACGGAAGCUGUCUCCACACCCAAUGAGCAGGCAGGCAACUUUGUUCUCAUUUUCCCUUUCAAUGAGGCUACUUUCAGAGCCUCCAGAAAUGGAUUAAAUGUCAAAAGAAUAAUCCAAGAGCUCCAGAAAUUAAUGAAUAAAUAA
This is a messenger RNA of Chionomys nivalis (European snow vole), 1671 nucleotides long. RefSeq names its product tubulin tyrosine ligase like 2 (gene Ttll2). NCBI's taxonomy places the organism in Eukaryota, Metazoa, Chordata, Mammalia, Rodentia, Cricetidae. Gene Ontology annotation, molecular function: tubulin binding; tubulin-glutamic acid ligase activity. Gene Ontology annotation, biological process: microtubule cytoskeleton organization; protein polyglutamylation. The record is from RefSeq and is a predicted model, not a curated record. Gene Ontology annotation, cellular component: cilium.